Ruditapes philippinarum (Manila clam) is the source of this 2465-nucleotide messenger RNA. RefSeq names its product kelch-like protein 10. Gene Ontology annotation, molecular function: protein binding. The coding region runs from base 28 to 1917 and encodes 629 amino acids. Lineage: Eukaryota; Metazoa; Mollusca; Bivalvia; Venerida; Veneridae. The transcript has 4 exons. The record is from RefSeq and is a predicted model, not a curated record.
CGUCAUGACAACAAAACAUAUCAAGGAAUGAAAAUGGAGGAUACAACAUAUUCAAAAGAUGAGCUUGAAUUUCGACGGAGUCUUGCUUCAAUGCGCGAAACGGGGACAUUUUGUGAUGCAACGCUAUGUAUACCUGGGGAGGAGAAAACGUUUCCUGUUCAUAGAGCUGUUAUGUCAAGCUGCAGUGAUUUCUUCCGUUCACUUUUCACAAAUGGUCUUCAGGAAACAUUGCAACACGAAGUAAAGAUUCACGACGUCACAUCGAAAGCUAUGGAAGUAGUUAUUGAAUAUGCUUAUACAAAACAGGUUACCAUAACUUCAGACAAUGCUGAAGAAAUAUUUGCUGUUGCGGAUCGUUUUAAUGUUCUUGGGUUACUAAAAGAAUGCAUAGACUUUUUCUCUGCAGAAAUUUCGCCGGAAAAUUGUAUAGGUUUUCUUAGAUUCGCAAGAUAUUACAACAACAAAGAUCUUAAAAAUAUAUGCUGGGCAUACAUAACUCGCCAUUUUAAUGACGUAGUGGAGAAAAGUUUCGAGUACGUGCAUCUCAAUACUGAUGAGCUCAGUGAAAUAAUUGGUGACGACAGAUUGAAUGUGAAAACAGAAGACGAAGUGUUCGACGCCGUGAUGAAAUGGAUAGAGUUUUCAUUCAGGGAAAGGAAAGAACAUUUUAAAACUCUUCUAGACCGCGUAAGAUUCCCCUAUAUUACAGAAGAAUGUUUUCAAGACAAAAUUGUCCACCGCCGUGAUUUAAAACGCGGGCCUUGUUGGGACAGAAUUUCCUUAUCAUAUAACCUAGUCAAGAAGUUUCGUUCAUCUAAAGAUCCAACAGAGAAAUCAAGAACCAAAGACCUAGCAAGGUGGAUAAAACCAAGAAUACCAAGUAGCAUCAUUUUUGUUUUGGGUGGCUGGGCAAAAGACGGUGUGACUGACUCUGUUGAAACGUACGACCGGAAUACUGACCAAUGGUUCCAAACUCACGAAUGCGAGCUUCCACAACCUAGGGCGUAUCACGGGACUAUCACGCUACGUGAUAACGUGUACGUUGUCGGCGGUUUCAAUGGGUCCCAUUAUCUGAACAGUGUUAUUUGUUUCAACGUAUCUAAAAAGAGAUGGGAGGAACGGGCACCAAUGUAUAUGUCCAGGUGUUACGUUAGUGCCGUAGAAAUGAAUGGCGUCAUUUACGUAUGCGGCGGCUACGACGGAAGACAAAGGCACAACUCAGCAGAGAAAUAUAACUGGGAAAACAACCAAUGGUCAAUGAUAAAAUCAAUGUACCAUCAGAGAAGCGAUGCUGGUGCUACAAAACAUAAAGGGAAGAUGUAUGUAGCUGGAGGAUUUGACGGUCAGAGUUGCUUGUUUUCUGCGGAAGUGUACGACCCUUUGGUUGACCAGUGGACGGUGUUAGCACCGAUGUCUACUCGGCGCAGUGGCGUCAGUCUGGUUUCGUGUGACGAUAAGAUUUAUGCAAUAGGAGGAUAUGACGGAUCCAGACGGCUAGAUACAGUGGAGCACUAUGAACCUCAAAGAAGACAUUGGUACUCCUCAGUGAGCAUGAUUCUUGGGCGGAGCAACUUCUCCAGUGUCGUCAUGGAUGAACUAAUCUACGUCAUGGGCGGAUAUGACGGAGAAAAGACAUCACCGGAAGUUGAGUGUUACAAUCCUGUAAAAAAGGCGUGGUUCGCUAUGAAUGACAUGAACAUUGGUCGGAGUGCAGUCAGCGCAUGCGCAGUCAGGGACAUUUACAAUGCGCGCGACUUCAGUUUUCACGGUAACGCAAGCUUGUGUUCAACAUUAGAAACCAAACUGAAAACCCCGACAAAAACCGCAGAAAAUGUCGAAUUUGCUGGAAGAUUCGCAAAGUGGAGAACGUCCCCUCAUUGCAGCAGAUUGAGUGAUACCUUUGAAACUAUGAUAUAAAACCAUAACAUAUACAUGUAUUAAAAAGCGUAUAAAUAAAAGCAGAGUAACUAAAUUUUAAAAAAUCGCGGUAUUGUAUCUAUCCCCCUGACUGAUGUCAUUUUCGGAUUAUAAAGUCAGAUUUGUUUCUUCCGGUCACAUGGAUGCAUAUUUGCUUGUCACAAGACACGGAAAAAAGGCUAUUUAAUCCGAAAAUUGCCGAGUUCAGGAUAGAUGGAUUACCUUUAUUAUUCAAUUGCAGAUGAUUAUUAAAUAACCUGUUAAAUGACUUUUAUUUCAGCCUCAAAUAUUUGGUAAAAAACUUCUUCUUUUUCCAGAAAAUUGUGAAACGGAAGUUAAGUUAAUGCAUAGUUUCAUUGUUUAUAUUAGAGGAGUCUAAAUAAUUACAAAUCCACUAUGAAAAUUUGUAGGUAUCGUACAUAAGAAUACUGGCGUCUUUUCGUUGAUAAACAUUUAUGAAUUUGCAAAACAUUGAAAAUAACAGGAACAUCUUUGUAUUGCCUUCAAAUUAAUAGCUUUGAACACUUACAACUCAUAACUGUGUCUGG